Molecule: messenger RNA, 771 nt
Organism: Brassicogethes aeneus
Lineage: Eukaryota; Metazoa; Arthropoda; Insecta; Coleoptera; Nitidulidae
Source: the annotation of a GenBank genome assembly
UUUGCAAUCCAAAAGAAUUUAGUAUGAAAAAUCGUUGUAGGUAGGUACGCGUUAACAUGUCUCCAAAGUUAUACAUGAUCAAAGCCAGUCCUCCAGCGAGGGCUGUGUUUUUAACAGCCAAAGCUUUAAACUUGGAUUUGGAUCUGAUUAAUGUUGAUUUAUUAACCAAGGAACAGUUGAAACCAGAAUUUUUAAAUAUUAACCCUCAACACACAGUCCCAGUCCUAGAUGAUGAUGGUUUUAUCUUGGUAGACAGUCAUGCUAUAAAUGUUUAUUUAGCUGAAAAAUACGGAAAAAACAGCACUUUAUAUCCAAAUGACAUCAAAGAACGUGCAAUUGUAAACCACAGACUUCAUUUCGACAAUGGAACCCUUUUUGUUAGAAUGGCAAACAUCGUAAGAGGAGUUCUUUACAACAACGAAAAAACCAUCCCCAAAGAAAAAAUCGAUGCCGUAUUGGAAGCCUACAAAAUCUUGGAAGCCUUCUUGCAAAGUUAUCCCUGGAUGGCGGGUCAACAGAUGACGGUCGCAGAUUUGGCCAUUGUUAGCACCGUGACAAGUGUGAAUGUAUUUGUUCCCAUAAAUGAAGAAUAUCCAAAACUUGCCUCAUGGUUGAAAAAAAUGGAAGCCUUGCCUUACUACUCCGCCAACAAGGAGGGGCUUGAAAUGUUUACUUGCAUCAUGAAAUCUAAGAUGGGAAAUUAACUACACAUUUUUUUUGUUUUGUUUAUUUAGCUUUGGUUUUUAAUAAAAAACUUUUAUACUAUAACAA